GCGGGGGCGGGGCCUAUGGGAGCGACCCCUGGCGGCCCCGAGGUGGAAACGCUGUGGCGGCGUCAUGGCUGGGGCUGCUCAGUGCGCGCGGGUGGCCCCCGGUGCAGAUAAAGUACAGAGAGACAAGGCUGGACAGGCCCCAGGGCUCAGGCAGAGCAGCCGGAUGGGGAAGCUCUUGGGGGUUGAGUGGACAGAUGUGUCCAGCUGGCGGAGGUUGGUGACCUUGCUGAAUCGACCGACGGAUCCUGCCAACCUGGCGGUCUUCCGUUUUCUCUUUGGCCUGCUGAUGCUGCUAGACAUUCCCCAGGAGCGGGGCCUCAGCUCCCUGGACCGCAGGUACCUGGAUGGGCUAGAGGUGUGCCGUUUCCCCUUGCUGGAUGUCCUGCGUCCGCUGCCACUGGACUGGAUGUAUCUUGUCUACACCAUCAUGUUUCUGGGGGCCCUGGGCAUGAUGCUGGGCCUGUGCUACAGGAUAAGCUGUGUGCUGUUCCUGCUGCCCUACUGGUAUGUGUUUCUCCUGGACAAGACGUCGUGGAACAACCACUCCUAUCUGUAUGGUUUGUUGGCUUUUCAGCUGACGUUCAUGGAUGCACACCACUACUGGUCUGUGGACGGCCUGCUGAGUGCCCGGAAGAGGAACGCACACGUGCCACUCUGGAACUACACAGUGCUGCGUGGCCAGAUCUUCAUCGUGUACUUCAUUGCGGGUGUGAAAAAGCUGGAUGCAGACUGGGUUGAAGGCUAUUCCAUGGAAUACCUGUCUCGGCACUGGCUCUUCAGCCCCUUCAAGCUCGUGCUGUCCGAGGAGAUGACGAGCCUGCUGGUGGUGCACUGGUGUGGGCUGCUGCUCGACCUCUCCGCCGGUUUCCUGCUCUUCUUCGAUGCCUCGAGACCCAUUGGCCUUAUCUUCGUGUCCUACUUCCACUGCAUGAACUCCCAGCUCUUCAGCAUUGGUAUGUUCCCCUACGUCAUGCUGGCCAGCAGCCCUCUUUUCUGCUCCCCUGAGUGGCCUCGGAAGCUGGUAACCCUCUGCCCCAAGAGGCUGCAGGAACUGCUGCCCCUCAAGGCCGCCCCUCAACCCAGUGCUUCCUGUGUGUAUAAGAGGAGCCGGACCAAAAAUGGGCAGAAGUCAGGGCUGCGCCAUCAUCUGGGAGCCGCCUUCACCCUGCUCUACCUCCUGGAGCAGCUCUUCCUGCCCUAUUCCCAUUUCCUCACCCAGGGCUAUAACAACUGGACCAACGGGCUCUAUGGCUACUCCUGGGACAUGAUGGUGCACUCCCGCUCCCACCAGCACGUGAAGAUCACCUACCGCGAUGGCCGCACGGGCGAGCUGGGCUACCUCAACCCUGGGGUGUUCACCCAGAGUCGGCGCUGGAAGGACCAUGCAGACAUGCUGAAGCAGUAUGCCACUUGCCUGAGCCGCCUGCUUCCCAAGUACAAUGUCACUGAGCCCCAGAUCUACUUUGAUAUUUGGGUCUCCAUCAAUGACCGCUUCCAGCAGAGGAUUUUUGACCCUCGUGUAGACAUCGUGCAGGCCGCCUGGUCCCCCUUCCAGCGGACACCCUGGCUGCAGCCGCUGCUGAGGGACCUGUCUCCCUGGAGGGCCAAGCUCCAGGAGAUCAAGAGCAGCCUGGACAACUACACCGAUGUGGUCUUCAUUGCGGACUUUCCAGGGCUGCACCUGGAGAACUUUGUGAGUGAAGACCUGGGCAACACCAGCAUCCAGCUGCUGCAGGGGGAGGUGACUGUGGAGCUGGUGGCAGAAGAGAAGAACCAGACUCUUCGGGAAGGAGAGAGGAUGCAGUUGCCUGCUGGCGAAUACCAUAAGGUGUAUACAGUGUCACCCAGUCCUUCCUGCUACAUGUACAUUUACGUCAACACUACAGAGGUGGCGCUGGAACAAGACCUGGCACAUCUGCAGGAACUGAAGGAGAAGGUGGAGAAUGGAAGUGAAACAGGGCCCCUACCUCCAGAACUGCAGCCUCUGCUGGAGGGGGAAGUAAAAGGAGGCCCUGAGCCAACACCUCUGGUUCAGACCUUCCUUAGACGUCAGCAAAGGCUCCAGGAGAUUGAACGCCGGCGAAAUAGCCCCUUCCACGAGCGAAUCUUUCGCUUCGUGCUGCGAAAGCUCUAUAUCUUUCGCCGCAGCUUCCUGAUGACCUGUAUCUCACUUCGAAACCUGGUGCUGGGCCGCCCUCCCCUGGAGCAGCUGGCCCAGGAGGUGACCUAUGCAAACUUGCGGCCCUUUGAGCCAGCUGGAGAGUCAAGUCCUUCAAACAUCGAGUCUUCAAAUCCUGAGUCAAAUUCUGCCCCUGACCACUCAGAGCUCUGAGUGGGGCCAGAUCUUCCUUAGGUGGCAGAUGUGGGGACAGCAGCCAGGUGCAGGGCCACCACAUCCGCACUGGACCUGGAGGUGGAAAAAUCGUCUCAGAUAUUCUUUAUAUAUAUUUUUUGUCCAUAACUUGUUAAAAUUUGGAGAUGAUAGCUCAGAGGAGCUAAAAAAAAUUAAAGUGCGAGUACGUUUUAUGAAUCCAAGGUUGAAGGGCCAGGAGGAAGUUUGAAUCAGUGUCCUAGAAUUCACUGUGCUUUGAAUCAGUGUCCUAGAAUACAAGUGACUGGCUCCUAGAGGAGAAAGUUCAGGUGCCACAAUGAAAAUACCAGCUCGCUCUCCUCAGGCACGCUUCACGCCGGGCACCACGUGAAGCAGGCCUCUUGUGUUAUCACACUGACUCCCCACUUUACAGUUGGGGAAAUCAAGGCUGAGAGGUAAUAGAAUUUGCCCAAAGACACUCAGCUAGGAAGGGAUGGAUCGUUGGUUGGAAGUCAAGACUGACUGGGGGCCUGUGCCCUGCCUCUUGGAAUUUUCAGAAUCACUGUCAAUAAGUUCUGAAAUAAUGCAGCUUAGUAUGUGUUCUUUCAGUGAGAAGUACGAUUAGGAGGGAAUCAGUUUUAAAUAUGCACAGGGUAAUUAAUUUUAUGUUUACUAUAAUUCCGGCUCCUUCUUUGUUCCUGUUGUCUAUAGAGCAGUAAGUUCUUUCCUACCAAUUAUGAGAAUAGUUGGAAUAGCACCACCAAAGUUAAACUAGUAAGAAUUAGGUGAUUGGUGGUUGCAUUUCUCUAAAAUUAAGUAUAAGUUUUACCCUUCUAGCCUUUAGUGAGCAGAAAGUGAUGGAAAUCAAGAAGUAAUCAAACUUGGUGAGGGAUCAGGGGAUGUUUUGCGGUCAUUUUGGAGGUUUGGAUGCAAGGGUGAUUGAGAAGCUCCUCCUGGAGUGGAGGUUCUCGAAGGCCUGGCACUGCGCUGGGAAGCAGGACCGCCCUGCCCUCUGCAGGCUUCUCUUCUUGUGCCCACUGCUCCACAGCCGCUUGCCUUGGACCAUGGUCCCAGGGCUCUUCCCAGGCUGCUGCCUUGUCACUUUGCACAUUUGGGGUGAUCAUGUCCACUCUUUGGUUUCUUUGCUGACCCCUAGACUUUUAUAUUUAAUUAGCUUCCCUGGGUAUCCCACAGGGCCCUCAAACCCAGGCUAUCCUAAUUAGAAUCAUCUCCAACUCAGUCCUGCUUCUCCUUUAUUAGAAAGUAAUAACACCCUAUACUUUUUUGGGACCAAGCCAUAGUUGUCAUUCCUGACAUUUCUUGUAAUUGCAAAUCUCAUCAGUUCUACUUCCCAUCAAUUGAGUCUGUUCAUUUAAUCUCUCCUACCUCUGUGUCUCUCUAGCCUUUACUUUGGAAUCUCGCUUCCUACUGGGGUCUGGUUACCAUCAGACCAGGGCACGGUCAGCCAGUUUUGCUUGGCACUGUGUCCUUUGCCAGUAAAGUCAGCUCUCCUGUUCCCCCAGGUCCUUGCCAGUUUGCUUGACCGGUAAGAAAAGCAGCUCUUCAUUUUGGGAGGGGAACUCUCUUGCAAAAGGACUUUUCUUGAUUAUGGGCAAGGAUGCUAUCUUCCUCAAACUGUUGUGUACCACCUCUCUGACCCAUUUCUGCUAUGAAAAUAUUGGGGUGGGAUGGAGAAGAAAGGUGGCCAUCUAAAUGCUGGUUAAGACGAGCUCUGUUGGGUGGCAUACAGCUGGGGUUGUUCAGGUUGCAGGAGGCAUUGCCCAGUGCCCCUGCACCUGCCCUGGGAAUGGGCUACCAAUGUCAUUUUAGCCAGAGGGCUUCAGUACUAAUCCUGUUCCUAUCCUUCCCCCAGCUUCUGGAUCUUUCCUUUGACCCUGACUGGUGUUACCACCUUUGAAGUUUUCUAGAAAAGCAAGUGAAAUACCCAUUUUCUAAACUAAACAAGUUACAUAAUUGACAUUCCCUCGUCCAGGAGUCUCACACUUCGUGCUUUCUCACCCACCUCCUUGCACCCCCACUCCUCGGCUCUUGCUGCUCUCCCAGCCUGGGAAUGCUCAUCCACCUUCAGGUCUUUAGGAAACCUUUCACCCCAGGCUGCACAGGGACCAGUCCCCUUUAGAGUGAACUCGUUCCUGCCCAUCUGCAAGUUCUAGGGUAGGUCUUCUCCCUCUAAAGUUUACCUAGCAAAUAACACCUGUGGCCCUGUCCACCAGUUUAGAACCACCCCUCCCCACUCUCGUAUUUGGCCAAGACGGGUAUUACUAGCCUUUAGGCAAGCAGUGGAUAGGCAUCUAAAAGCUCUUUUUGCAAACUCGUUCUGAAGCUUCUCAGUGGCAUGCUGGAUGGAGGUUCUCAAAUAGCUGAAUCUUUGUUCCCACCCUAAGUUUCUAACCCUCCUGGCAAACAGGCCUAACACUUAAAAAAAAGUUGAACACAUUUCAUACCAUAGAUGGUGGAAAAAUAUUGCAUAUGUCACCUGUCUACAGGUUAGCCCCUAGCCUUGUGGAUAGUUUACAACCAGUGUUACUCAGUGUGGCCAAUGGACCUGGACCAUCUCUGUAACCAGUGAAACUUAAACUUUUGGAAUCAUAGCAUUUUCACUGUAAUUUUAUGUUGAACCUAAUAAAUUUUGAGAAACUGUC
Molecule: messenger RNA, 4974 nt
Organism: Choloepus didactylus (southern two-toed sloth)
Lineage: Eukaryota; Metazoa; Chordata; Mammalia; Pilosa; Megalonychidae
Gene: GGCX
Product: gamma-glutamyl carboxylase
Exons: 15
Coding region: 65-2332 (755 amino acids)
Biological process (GO): peptidyl-glutamic acid carboxylation
Molecular function (GO): vitamin binding; gamma-glutamyl carboxylase activity
Source: RefSeq, a predicted model, not a curated record